Cyclopterus lumpus (lumpfish) is the source of this 3148-nucleotide messenger RNA. RefSeq names its product radial spoke head component 4A (gene rsph4a). The transcript is spliced from 7 exons. Lineage: Eukaryota; Metazoa; Chordata; Actinopteri; Perciformes; Cyclopteridae. Gene Ontology annotation, cellular component: radial spoke; axoneme. Gene Ontology annotation, biological process: cilium assembly; axoneme assembly; cilium movement involved in cell motility. The record is from RefSeq and is a predicted model, not a curated record. The coding region runs from base 719 to 2248 and encodes 509 amino acids.
GGCUGAAGGUAGAAGACCUGUCAAAUUGAUGUGGUGAUUUCAAUGUUUCCUCUGAAUUUGUAUUUUUUGUCAGGGAGCUGUAUGUGAUCAUACAUUUUGAUCAUCCGGUGGAAUGAGACAGAGCUUGAUGGACUUGACUUGUUCUAAAUGUAGACAUUGGUUCUGAUCCAGGCUGCAUUACAGUUGAUCAGCUCCAAAAAAAAACAUGAAUAAGAGUAGAAGGGAGGACAUUCUCAUUCAAAUCAACAGCAGAAUGGUCCACUUUGAAGUGUACCGCUGCCAUCACAAGGCACUGUCACCGUUGUCGAAGCAGGGUAACUAUGUUCAAAGGACAGUGCGGAGUGCCAUUUUGUUUAGAGCUUGUCAAAUGACCACAGAAAACAGUUCAAUGUUCGUACUACUCGUUUUAUUUCUCUAGUCGUGAAGUUAAUACCAGCUGAGGCUUCUCUGUUGAGGAUUUCAAUAAAAAGUGUGAUUCUCUGGAUUAAGAAGGUCUAUCAAAUCUCAAGAGAAGCCAACAUGUCCUGCUAUGACUGUCUGAUUACAACCAGUCACGUGGAGACUUCUAUUCCGGUUUUUUAACCGUUAUUUAAAUUCUCGCGGUGCUUUCGCGAACCUAGCAACCGUUCUGUUACAGUAACCAUAGCAACCGGUGGAGUUCGGAUCUCCACUUUCGGUGCUAAUGCAGUGUGAACGCUAGCAAAACAGGUGAAGUACGAUGGACGCAAAGCAAGACAGGAGUGAGCAGAUAAUGCAGUCAGCAGCCUCGCUUAAGGCCUUCAUGAUGACGAGCAGCACGCGGUGCGACAGCAACCUUUAUGACCACCUCACCCGGUUGCUGAUGAAAGUGAUGGAUGAGCAUCCACAGAAUGCGGUGGAUGUGAUUGAGGAUUUAAGCCACGAUGUGAAGCGGACUUUGUUUGAAGACAAGCAAAGCACCCUGCGAGACCUUCCACAGACCACAGCUGCUGAGCUGCUGGCUGAGCAGCAACACCUGCUGUUCACUCAGCCAGCAGAGGAAGAGCAGGAGGACGAUCUGAUGGAACCCCCCCCCCUCCCUAAUGUGAGUGAGAUUGGCUUCUACUUGGAGCAGGCUGGAGUCGGUCUGGGCCGAGAGGAGAUGCAGAGGGUGUUCCUCGCACUGAAGCAGCUGAUGGAGUCACAGGCGCUGCUGCACUGCCGACUGUGGGGCAAAGUACUGGGAACAGGGAGCAGCUAUAUUGUUGCUGAAGCCGAAUACAGAGAGGGGGAGGAAGAGGAAGAGAAGAGCUCCGAAGAAGUCACUGAGGAAGAGGAGAGAGAAGCAGAGGCUGAAGAGAAUGAGAUGUAUCGACUUCCUCAGUCAACCUAUAAACCCCUACCAGCAGUGCCGAAGGAGGACCUCGGAACAGGCGCAAACAAGUGUGUUUACUAUGUGUGCACAGAGCCGGGUCUUCCUUGGGUAAAGCUCCCUUCGGUCAGUCCAGCACAGAUCACUGCUGCUCGCCAGAUCCGUAAGUUCUUCACUGGGAGGCUGGACACCCCAGUGGUCAGCUACCCGCCUUUCCCCGGGAAUGAAGCCCAGUACCUGAGAGCACAGAUUGCUCGGAUCUCUGCUGGCACACAGGUCAGCCCCCAGGGCUUCUUCCAGGCUGGGAAGGAGGAAGGUGAUGAGGAAGAGGAGGCAGCCCGGGACAGCUUUGAGGGCAUUCCAGUGUCUAAGUUGGCCGAGUCUUUGUCGACCUGGGUGCAUCAUGUUCAGCACGUUCUGCAGCAGGGCCGCUGUACUUGGGUGAACCUGGCUGUGAAAACGGGAGAAGACUCUGAGGAAGGCGAGGCUGAAGAGAAGGAAGAACUGGAUGAACUUGAGCCAGAAGUUGGACCCCCUCUGUAUACUCCCCUCUCCGAAGAUGCAGAAAUGUUCAACGUUCCUCCCUGGACCUCUAAGAUGUCCUCCACUCUCACCUCCCAGCAUGCAGUAGCUGUGCAACGCUCUAAUCUUUGGCCGGGGGCAUAUGCAUACGCUUGUGGAAAGAAGUUUGAGAACAUAUAUGUUGGAUGGGGCCUAAAGUAUUCAGGGAAAGGUUACAGCCCAGCUGUACCCCCGCUACCACAGAAAGAAUAUCCAAGCGGACCAGAAAUCACAGAGGCCCUGGACCCAUCACUGGAGGAGGAGCAGGUUCUGAAAGAAGCUUUGGAGGAGCAGCGAGCUGCCCAGGAAGAGAUGGAGGACAUAGACGAUGAGGACGACGAGGAAGAAGAUGAUUGAGAAAACAGUUACACAUUUAAUAUUCAAGUAUUUAUUUGUAAUAAGUCAAUGGCCAAAUAAAUUUACUCAGCAACAUGGCUUGAUAUUGUAAAUUCAGUUUAAUAAGUCAACAUCUGAACAGGUCAGUUGUGUAAAGAUGAAACAAUGCUUGCGGUGGCAAUGUACCCACAUUUUGUUCAAGGUAUUCUGUGGAAUUCUUUUACCACUUGUUCCACUGUGCAGCAAUGUUUUACAAAUGUGCUACAAAUGUGCUACCUUCUGGCUGCAGUGCACACCAACAACCAGCGACUCCUCACAUGUGUUACCUUUUAGCUGCAGUGCACACCAACAACCAGCGACUGCUCACAUGUGCUACCUUCUAGCUGCAGUGCACACCAACAACCAGCUACUCCUCACAUGUGCUACCUUCUAGCUGCAGUGCACACCAACAACCAGCAGGAAGCACAUGUGCUACCUUCUAGUCGCAGUGCACACCAACAACCAGCAACCGCUCACAUGUGCUACCUUCUAGCUGCAGUGCACAUUAACAACCAGCGACUCCUUACAUGUGCUACCUUCUAGCCGCAGUGCACACCAACAACGAGCGACUGCUUACAUGUGCUACCUUCUAGCUGCAGUGCACACCAACACACAGCGACUCCUCACAUGUGCUACCUUCUAGCUGCAGUGCACUCCAACAACCAGCGACUCCUCACAUGUGCUACCUUCUAGCCGCAGUGCACACUAACAACUAGCAGGCAGCACAUGUGAGCAAAGUAGUAAACAAAAACAUGUAGCCUUAUUUGUGUGUAGGUCAUAAUAUACCCUGCCAAAGCAUUUUUAAAUGCCACAUUUUAUCAGCUUAUGCUAACGAAAUUUUUAUUUUUAUUAAAGAACAGGAGGAGAUUAAAAAACUUGGAA